GCCGCCCCCAUCUCCAGGCUCUUUAAAAGAUGAAAAGAGCCUCACAAAAUGUCCUUGUCUUUACUUGUUUGGCUGUAUGUCUCUCUGAUUGCCUCUGUAGACGCUGACUGGAGUCAAGCACCUCACAACUCGUUCAAAGAAAGAGUUCCAAGAACUGGGAACGGCUUUAGCCAAGACAGCAGGACACUAGGCGACAUCAUCUUCGAUGUGUACGCCAACAAUGCAUCCAUGCCCUCUCUGCUGGAGCGUAUGCUGGCGGAGAGUGGAGUCAAGCCGGGUGGUGGUGGUGGUGGCGGCCAGCACAAGGUAGGCUUCCAACCGAGCCCCAGCCAGCCGACCGUGAGCCGAUUGAACCUGACCCAGCACACGAGGAAGGGCCGGCCACGCCUGCCGGGCCAGUCGUGGUCCGGGCGCCCCGACACGGCCAAGCCCGCCGGAAGGGAAGACCUCGGCUACGCCGAGAAAGAGCUGCAACUCUUCCACCAGAUGUUCGAGGAGUACCUCCACUUCAAGGCCCACCGCAAGGGCGAGGGGGUGGCCGCCACCAGGAGGGGGCUGGAGGAGACGUGCGAGAAGAUACUGGGCCGCAAGCACAAGCCGGUCGAGGCGGACUCCACCGUGGUGAUCGUGGACGAUGGCUACCAGGGGAAGAACGCGACCAAGCCGCCGCUGGUGGCCUCCAAGGAGGAGGAGGCCUUCUCGUCGUUCGAGACGCUGGUCAAGGCCAUGCUCUCGCCCUUCUCCCAGCUGCCCACCACGUCCCCCGGCAACGCCAACACCAACACCCGCUUCCCCGACGACGUGACCGUCACCCGCGAGGAGGAGGGCAACUCCACCCCGGUGUUGGAGAUCACGCAGACGGCCGGGAGCGGGACGGGGACGGGACCACCGACAUCGACCUGACCUCCGGCGGGCCAACGGCGCUGGAGUUCUCCCCGGCCAGCGUGGGGCCGACGGGCGGGGAUGAGGUGGUGACCACCGUGGU
This is a messenger RNA of Leucoraja erinaceus (little skate), 985 nucleotides long. RefSeq lists its product as uncharacterized. Lineage: Eukaryota; Metazoa; Chordata; Chondrichthyes; Rajiformes; Rajidae. The coding region runs from base 49 to 903 and encodes 284 amino acids. The record is from RefSeq and is a predicted model, not a curated record. The transcript has 3 exons.